This is a messenger RNA of Parathielavia appendiculata, 1828 nucleotides long. RefSeq lists its product as uncharacterized. NCBI's taxonomy places the organism in Eukaryota, Fungi, Ascomycota, Sordariomycetes, Sordariales, Chaetomiaceae. The transcript is spliced from 2 exons. The record is from RefSeq and is a predicted model, not a curated record. The coding region runs from base 202 to 1569 and encodes 455 amino acids.
GGCGGUGGGCCAGGGUGACUUCAUGCUUAUAUAAGCAGGCAAUGGUAUGCCUGAUAUGAGCUCUUGAUUGGAUACUUCACCUCCGCAGGCUCGAUCGGCUUCCUUAGUCAAGUUCUCAACAAGCCAGCGAAUAGCAAAAAUCCACAGCGCGCCGUUCUGCUGCUCCACCUGCUCUGUAUUUGCGCUUCAGACGACGGGGCCAUGUUCAUCACUCUCCGAACAAGUUCUGGCGGCCAGAAUGGAACCGGCGGCAUGGAGCAAGUUGUGCGCCGGAGCGCAUCUCAGCCUGGCAAGGUCAGCCGUCGUGCGCGUCCGACUCGACGCCCGGCCUGUGCCGCCUGCCAGACCCAAAAGGUAAGUUGCGUCGAGAUGACACGCUUCGGCCAUCCGACUUACCGCACGUCCCCUAACGAAACCGCCCCCUCCUUUCAGCUCCGGUGCACCGGCAGUCCCAACAACUGUGACAGGUGUAAAGCCAGACUGAUCGAAUGCGUUCCCUCCACGAGUACCACGCAAAACAAGCAUCAGACACAGUCGCCGCCGUCAUGCAACUCGUCAAGUCUCGGCGACGCCUCCCCUCAGCCGGGCGACGCCUCGCCCAGUUCCACCUCCUUGACGAAUGGAAUGAGCCGGCCAGACACCGGCUUGUCCAGUCCCGUUGGUGUUGAUCAGCUGGACGGCAACUUGUUCGACUUGAACGUCUUCGGCCUCGACCUGGAUAUGGACGAGCUUGGCUGUGAUACCGAUGUUCAAUCAGCCUUAGGUUCAAUCAACAGUACAGGAUCCCAUGACACUGGUCCCCUUCCAGUGACCAAGUCACUCCAGGAUGCCAGCAAUGAGACAGAAGCCGCGGGGCAACCGAAUCGGGCCAGUUCACCGUCAUGCUCCUGCCUGAGCGACCUUGUUCGCGUCGUGCAGCAGCUCGACGACGAUGAGUUUCACAUCACGACGCUCUCACUGGAUCAGGUGUUGCAGCUGCAAAAGUGGCUCAUAUUCCAGUGCUGCAAACCUCUAGACUGCCCAAAGUGUCUUGACCCCUCAGUCAUCGACUCGGUACGCCUCAUCGUGUGCGACCGGCUGACCGAGAUGUUCGAGUGUAUUCAUCGACGCAUCAGGAGGGCAGGCGCCAUCUUGGCCGGCCAGAACACCGACUCCAACGGUACACACUUGGCGUCAUCCCUGUCGCCUGAGUCGCAGUCUGUACCAUCUCACCAUUCUCUGGACUCCGCACCGUCCUCGGCGGCUGGUCCCGGACCCGCAUCCGCCCAGCUCUUCUGCCAAACAUCCGGGCUCAAGGCCAGCGCGGCCUCUUGCAACCCCAUGAUGUUCUCCGACGACUUCUGCCGUCAGUAUUCGGACGAGGAGCAGGUCCACAUGAUCCGCGCGCUGCUGAAGCUGCAGAUCAGGAAUUUUCACAAACUGCUGUUACGAGUUGAGCGCACGAGCAGCGUGGUGGGCAGUCAAGCACGCCGGUCCAAGGUCAAGUCGAUGAUGAUGCGCCUCUCCAAGGCCUGGAUGGAUAUCGACGCUGCCUUGUGUGUUGUGCUCCAAGCGCUCUCGAUCGGGUGAUUGGGUAAGGAGAUGCUUCUCCAGCGUUGCAAGUUACUACAUACUAUCGCCCGCUUGAAUGAACACGUCCCAGUCAACAAUAUCAUUUGGUUUGAAUUUAACUCAACAUCCGGCACCCAAUCAUGUGCAACAGGACGACAGGAAGAGAUUCCAACUACACUUUCUCAUCUGGUUCUUUUCAUCCAUAGCUGGGACCAAUACGUCGUCUCAGAUGGAGACGGUUCAGCCCAAGCAGCUCCGAGAGCUGUACAUACACGAG